Messenger RNA from Protopolystoma xenopodis, 276 nucleotides. The record is from the annotation of a GenBank genome assembly. NCBI's taxonomy places the organism in Eukaryota, Metazoa, Platyhelminthes, Monogenea, Polystomatidea, Polystomatidae.
AUGCACUAUGAUACCAAUAAACCCUUUCCACAUGCCCCCUCGGUGCGUGUCAGAUUCGGCCUCGUUGUCGCGGGACAACAGUUGUUGCCAUUGCUGCUGUUCCUGCUUCAGGGUCAAAGAUCUCGAUGGGGUUACAAGACGGCGUCAAUCAUGCGGUCCAAUAUGAGCCAAGUUACCGAGUCCAAGGCUCGAGCAUGGCUCGUUGCCACUUGGCAAUGGCAGCGUCUUCAAUGGCUCACGCCCCUGCAGCCACCGCAACGAGAACUUCUGCAGUAG